UUAAUUUAACUUGCGUCGUCCGGCCACACUAAAAAGCCCGAAAGGGCCAAAGUUUGUUUAUCAUUGUUAUUCGGCACUCUGAUUUGACCGAAAAUGAGCUCCAUCAAGAUUGAAUUCGCAGUUCAAAUGCGCAAGGGCGACGAGUCCUACGCCGGAGUUCUCCGUUCCGCGCUGGAUGGCGUUGGCCAGGUGGAAAUCGACACACAAGAAGGCCGUGUGAUCGUCCAGACGCAACGACCUUGGUCGGAGAUACACGAUAAGAUAGAAGCCACCGGUCGGAAGGCGGUGCUUUCCGGAUUCGGCGGCCAGUCUGCGGUGGCACUCAUCAACACGACGGGCAGUGUGGUGGAUCGAACGCCCAUCCAAGGAGUCGUCCGAUUUACCACCAUAACGCCGAAGGAGCCCGGCGUGGUAGUGGAUGGUGUGGUGGACGGAUUGACGCCGGGUCUACACGGAUUUCACAUCCACGAGAGUGGAGACACCUCCUCCGGUUGCUCUUCGGUUGGAGACCACUACAAUCCUCGCCAGUCGCCCCACGGAAGCCCUGCAGCUGCGGCAGCGGAACGACAUGCCGGGGAUUUGGGCAACAUAAGAGCUGAUGAGAGUGGCAGGGCCACCUUCAGGUUUGUGGAUCCAGUGCUGGAGGUUUGGGACAUCAUCGGUAGAGCUGUCGUCCUAACCGCCAAUCCCGAUGACCUUGGACGCGGUGGCAACGAACAAAGUCUGGUCGAUGGAAACUCCGGAGAAAGAAUUGCAUGCGGAAUUAUUGCACGUUCGGCGGGAAUCUUGGAGAACUUCAAGAGGAUCUGCGCCUGCGAUGGUGUCACCCUUUGGGAUGAGCGCAAUAAGCCAUUGGCUGGCAAGGACCGCUCACAAAAGCUUUAACAUUCUUUAAUUGUUGACCUUGUAAAUAAAAUUUGUGUCUUUAAUCGUUAAGCAAA
This is a messenger RNA of Drosophila ficusphila, 941 nucleotides long. It is a transcript of the gene Ccs, whose product is annotated as copper chaperone for superoxide dismutase. Gene Ontology annotation, biological process: removal of superoxide radicals. The record is from RefSeq and is a predicted model, not a curated record. The transcript is spliced from 3 exons. Gene Ontology annotation, molecular function: copper ion binding. NCBI's taxonomy places the organism in Eukaryota, Metazoa, Arthropoda, Insecta, Diptera, Drosophilidae. Bases 94 to 885 code for a protein of 263 amino acids.